This is a messenger RNA of Bursaphelenchus okinawaensis, 2983 nucleotides long. Lineage: Eukaryota; Metazoa; Nematoda; Chromadorea; Rhabditida; Aphelenchoididae. The record is from the annotation of a GenBank genome assembly.
AUGCCGGCGGCUGUCAUUUGGGUUUUAUUCUUCGUACAAUUGGCACAGGCCGCGUUCGAAGUACCUUGUACUCGUAAGUUGAACAGUUUUUGAGUUUUUGAAGUUUAGGUAAUAAAAGCAAGGUGUUUGAAUAGGAGCGGCAAAUUAUAAAAUUUUAAAAUUUUUCAAUUUGUUUGAAAAAAAAAUUUUUCUACUCUUUCCUUCCCUACCUUAUGCUUUAUACUAGUCUAUACUUCUCUACCUUAUUAUCUUAUUCUACCAUUCCUUACUCUAACGUAACCUCUUUAGCAUACUCGGUCAUGCCUUACCCCAGCCUUGUCCUAGCUUUGCCCUAGCCUUGCCCUAGCUUUGCCCUAGCCUUGCCCUAGCUUUGCCCUAGCCUUGCCCUAACCUUGCCGUAGCCUUGCCCUAGCCUUGCCGUAGGCUUGCUCUAGCCUUACCUUAGCCUUGCCUUAGCCUUGCUUUAGCUCUGCCCUACUCUUGCCUUAGCUUUGCCUUAGCUUUUCUUUAGCUAUGCCUUGCCCUAUCCUACUCUACCUUUCUUGCCUUAUCCUAUCUUGCUUUAUUCUAGCUGUUUUUUGGCUUUUCCCAGUCUUGCCCUAGUCUUGUUCUGGCCUUACCCUAUCCUCACUUUACCACAAUUCAAUCCCAAUUUUGUUAUAUUAACGCAAGUUCCAUCUUAUCCUACCCAAACUACUAACAAUUUUAAAACCAUUUCCCCAUACUCUAACUAAAAUAAAUUCUAGAAAAGCUAAUCCGCUCCAAAUGUCUCUUCGACGAAGAAUGUUACGGUCAAAAUACAGUAUGUAAAGAUGGUCGUUGUUCGUGUCCGACUAAUUUCGAAGAGUAUGAUAUAGAUGAUCAAAGGACAGUUUGUCGGUUGGCACCAGCCAAGAUUGGUGACUCCUGUCAACGGGACUGUAAACCGCCAUUGCUCUGCAGGGAUGGUAAAUGUGAAUGUUGGGGUGGCAGUGUGGUCAAGGGGAAGUGCACUGUUCGUAAGUUUUUGAAACUUUAUUUUUUGAAUUUUAGAGUGUAGAAACUUUGUUUACAGAGGUAUUUUUGAGGAUUUAGGAUAAAAUACGUUUAUUUAUUAAACAAUUUUAAAAAAUCUUUCGAUUUUUUUUAAAUUCAAAUUGUUUAAUUUUUUUUAAUUUUUAAAAAUUCCAAUUUUUUUAGCCUGCCCGCCCGGCCAACAACUAUACGGUGUAGAGUGUACUCGUGUAGCACAUUGGGGACAGCAGUGUGAAAAGGACUCACAUUGUGUUGAUCCUUUCAAUUCUUGCAUCGGUACCACUUGUCAAUGUGCUCCAGGAACCCACAGAGACCCUGCUACUAAUAAGUGUUUUGCUAGUAAGUUAUAUUAAUAAAAACAUAGUUUCACGAAACGUAUUUUACAAAAAAAAUUUUUUUACAAAUUGUUGAAAAUAGCAAAAUGAAGAAACUUUCUUUACAAAACAAAAAAUGACAAGAACUUUCUUUACAAACCAAAAAACACGUUUUGUCGUAUAAUUUGUCACCUGCAGGUUGCGUGUUACUAUAAACGAGCUUUUUACUUGUUAUUGCAAGAACUUUCUUUACAAAACAAAAAACGGCAAGAACUUUUUUUACAAAACAAAAAAUGGCAAAAACUUUCUUUACAACCCAAAUUUUAGCCUGCCCAGAUGGAAUGCACCCACGCCAAUCUUGUCGUCGGUUAUUCAUUAACGACGUAGACAUGCUUGACAAUGCUGCUACAACCGACUCAUGUUCUACUGGCUUCAGAUGUGUGACAUACGGUUCACCAUACAUUGGACAUUGUUGUAGACUCAAGUGCCCUUAUGGGGAUCCGGAUCUGACGUAGGUUAAGAUUAGUUUGGGUUUUUUGCAAAAAAUUUUGUUUACAAAAAAGAAAAUGGCGAGAACUUUCUUUACAAACUGAAAAGUGGCAAAAACUUUCUUUGCAAAAUGAGAAAUGACAAGAACUUUCUUUACAAAGUCAAAUAUGGCAAAAACUUUCUUUACAAAACAAAAAGUAGCAACAACUUCCUUUACAAGGUGAAAAAUGUAAACUAUCGUAUAACUUGUCACCCGCAGACUGCAAAACCCUUUUCUCUUAAAAAAAGCAAUAACAUGGCGAGAACUGUCUUUACAAACAAAAAUAGCAAAAACUUUCUUUACAAGUCUAAAAAUUGCUUAAUAUCUUAAUAUCUCUAGAAUUCGUAUUUUACAAAAAAAUUUAAAAAAUCAAUAUUGUAGUCAAUCCUGUGACGCCGCAUCUCCAGAAGAGCAAAAGUGUCGUAAACUGACACAUUUCUGUUUUACCGUCUCUGAACCAGGAUGGAAGACAUCGUUAUGUUGUCCAUUACCAUGUAGAGACCCAACUCCCAUCUACAGUAAUGGCCAAUGUCUAAGUGUGGCGCAUCGUGACGACCCAUGUCAAGACGACACUCAAUGUGAAGGUGGAGUGGCAAUGCAAUGUCUCGGUGGACAAUGCCGAUGUCGGCUUGGGUUUAAGGAGGUAAGGAGAAACUGAAAAAUUAAAAACGCAAGAAAUUUGUUUACAUAGCAAAGAAAUAGCAAAAACUUUCUUUCCAAACAAAAAAAACAAAAACUUUUUUUAUAAAACAAAAAAUGGCGAUAACUUUCUUUAAAAAGCUAAAUCUGGCAAAAACUUUCUUUCCAUGUUAAAAAAAUGCCAUUCCAGACCAACGACGACCGCUUCCCCUCAUGUCAUAAGUCCUGCCCUUUAGACGAAGUUCCAAUGGCAGAUAAAUGUCUGCUAAAGUCAACAUUAGGGGAUCGUUGCCUAACUUCAAAACAAUGUCCAGAAUUCGCGGAAUGUCGUUAUGGGCUAUGUCAAUGUCAAUGUGGAUACAAACAAGCCAAUUUCAUUGGCGGAGUACGAUGCACAAAUCCAGAUGAUCCGCUUAAUAUAAAUACCUUCUUGAACGGAGUUGAACAACUUUUUGGACAGAAACAAAGGGGCUUUAAUGGACCUUGA